AUGGCUUCGUCUAAGUUUCUUCCUCACGAGGGCAAGCAUCGCAAAAUUCGAGUCGCCAUCAUUGGCGCAGGAAUCUCUGGACUUGCCGUCGCCAACGGCUUGCUGAAAGAUCCAGCUGGGAGAUUCGAUGUCCAGGUCUUCGAACGCGACACAAUUGCAUUCAACUCAGAGCGUGGCGGGUAUCAGCUCCGCAUCAGCGCCAAUGGCCUUAACGCUCUGAAGACAGUCUCCGACCUUGAGCUCUGGUCAUUGAUCCGCGAGGUUUGGGCCGGUGAUCAGGCGAAAGCGCCUACCAUUGUUGAUCCCGAUACUUUCGCAGUUCGUCUUCGCCUCGGCGAUCUCAAGUUGUAUCCCAAGAGUCGAGCCAUACCUAGGAAAAGACUGCGUGGUGCUCUUCUACAGCCAUUACUAGUUCAAGGGCGGGUUCACUUCGACCACACCUUCGCACGCUUUGAGCUGAUGCCCGGUGAGCGAUGCGGCGUGCAGCUACACUUCGAUGGCCAGGCUUCACAGGAGGCCGACAUUCUUAUCGCAUCAGACGGCAGCAACAGCCAGGUCAACCGACAGGUUGGCCUUAACAACAAGAUCAAGCUAGACAGCAUGACUUUGAUCCAGUCUCGCGGCAUAAUUUCACGAUCUGUACGAGAUGAGCUGCCCGAGUCGCUAGUCGAAUCUGGCUCGGUAAUGUUCUUGGGCGGCAAAGAUGUUGCUGGAUUUGCAUCCGUCUAUGACCCCCAGAAGGACCCAAGUACCAGCGGCACAGAGUCAUACACCUUGUUCUGGUCGGUCGAUUACUUCCGAAACGACCUUGGCUAUGGCAAACCUUUAGAACUCAUCAUGCGAUCAGCGACUGAGGCUGUCCGGACGGGCCUUGUGACCAGCUCCGUCAAGCCGAAAACGGAUUGGCGAAACGGUAUUGACAAAAAUUCACGAGUGGUUCUCCUCGGCGACGCCGUGCACCCCAUGACGCCUGGCCGAGGCAUGGGUGCAAACCAGGCACUGACUGAUGCCGCCAAUCUUGUCGAACUUUUCCACCAAGAAACAUUUGAGCAGGACGUGCCGUCGGAUGGGGAACUCGCCGCUUUAGCGCGCACAUUCGAUGCAGAGAUGUACACUCGCGCGUUUAAGAUGGUGGAGGCCAGUGAGACCGUAACUUCGCUAGAUUUGACGACGUUAUCGGCUUGCUUUCUUCUCCACUUCACGGCGUUGACAGGCAAAAGCUUAAGCAUGGAUGCCACAAUCGAGUGGUUCGUCAACGGUCUCGUCAUCUUCUUGGACACAUGGCUGGAGCGUCCAGAUGUUCUGCCCAAAGUGUUGGCUAUCGACGAUGUGGAUGAAGCGGAUUACGUCUUCAUCUCCCACCCACAUUUUGACCAUCUUCCCGGAGCCGAUAGGAUCGCAAUCAAAACCGGAGCACAUGUUAUUGCUAACGGCGAAGCCAUUAACGUCCUUCGGUCAGCUGGAGUGCCCGAGGACCAGUUGAUCCCGGUAUCUGGUGGCGAGCGCAUCCCUCUGUUUCCUUUCAAGUGCCGUCAAGCUGCAGCUCGUGGUGAAGUUGACAUCGCUCCUGGGCCACCAGGCGCUCCUCCAGCUCCGGAUGCUAGAUUGGCCGCGGCCUCCGUCCAUGUCUGGCCUUCACUGCACUGUCUCAUGCCUGGUGGCUCGCAUGCCGAUGUGCCUGCAAUCAUGGAUACAGGCAAGGAGUAUGUUGGAGGAGCAAGCCAGUACGCUUGCACACUGGAUAUCACAUUCGGUAUGAAAUACGGCCUUCUCAAGAUCGGCGACCACAUGCCUCGAGAUGCUAUGGACUCGGGCAUGCGCUCUUUCGUGGACUACGUCAACGGCCCGGCGAGGGAAUGCAUGUCUCACUUUGACGGAGGGCAGCUAAUGUACAACUUCCUGUUCGGGGAGGGCAAGACACUGCUAUGGAACGGACAUCUGGGAGGUUACGAUGGAAUACUGAAGACGGUGCAACCACAGCCAGACGUGCUCAUUCAAGCAAUUGCUGGACGGGCGAACUUGAACGGAAGACCGUUUGAUGGAUCUGCGGCGCAGUUCGCGGUGCAAGUAUCGAAGCUUCUAGGAGAGCCAAAGAAGGUGAUCUGGUGUUUGCACGAUGAGGCGCCGAUCAAGCCAUGGACGGUGGAUGUAAGCCCAGCUACGCAAGCGGUCGAGAAGGAAACGGGUUCCAAGGUGACUGCACUGCAACUGGGUACAUCGGAUAUGCUUUUCUGA
Molecule: messenger RNA, 2235 nt
Organism: Colletotrichum tamarilloi
Lineage: Eukaryota; Fungi; Ascomycota; Sordariomycetes; Glomerellales; Glomerellaceae
Exons: 5
Coding region: 1-2235 (744 amino acids)
Molecular function (GO): FAD binding
Source: RefSeq, a predicted model, not a curated record